AUGACGUGCACUCAGCAUUACGCUACAGACACGUUUCCCUCCGAAGCCGGCAAGGAAAUCACCACCGUCUAUGCUGACGACCCGGCCACAAAUACCACCCUGCUCCAUUCCCUAUUAGAGAGGGAUGGCGCCGUAAUUGUCAAGAAUCUUUUCCCCAAAUCCCUCUGUGCUCAGAUCAAAGAAGAUCUCAAGCCCAUAUUCGACGCAGACAAGCCAGAUCCCGCUGGUUUCUUCCCCAGCACAACAAAGCGUGCUCAUGGCAUCCUUGCUCAGUCACCUUCCAGUGCCAAGCUGGUGGUGAAUCCGCUCUUUCAGUCUGUCGCAGAGACCAUGUUGACCAGCAGAUACACCUAUUGGGAGGGCCAAAAGCAAAAGAGCGUGGCGGCAAAGCCACAAAUUGCGAGCAUCGUAGGCUUCCGCGUUGAGCCUGGUGGCAAGCAACAGCCUCUCCACAGGGACGACUCGGAUUAUCAUACUCGAAACUGCGACAUGCCCGUCAUGCUGGGCUGCGUCACGGCACUGUCCAAGACGACAAAGGAGAACGGCGCGACGGUCAUUAUCCCAAAGAGCCACCUAUGGGGACCGGAGAGGUGCCCGCUCGACGAGGAGACCAUUUCAGCAGAACUCGAAGUCGGAGACGCAGCCAUGUUCGUUGGCAACGUAUAUCAUGCGGGAGGCGCAAACGUCACCAAGGACGACGCACGUGAGACAAUCGGCGUGUUCAUGUGUAAAGGAACUCUAAGGCAAGAAGAGAAUCAGUAUUUGGAAUUGCCACCAGAGGUAGCAAAGGACCGAGGUUUCUCACCGCAGCUGUUGCGUCUUCUCGGGUAUGGGCUCUGCCCACCAGCGCUUGGCUUAUACAAGUACAAAGACCCAAUGGAGGAGAUAUUCAACGUCUUGGAUGAAGAAACAAUCCGCAGAUAA
This is a messenger RNA of Trichoderma breve, 924 nucleotides long. Its product is annotated as phytanoyl-CoA dioxygenase (PhyH) domain-containing protein. The record is from RefSeq and is a predicted model, not a curated record. The transcript has 3 exons. NCBI's taxonomy places the organism in Eukaryota, Fungi, Ascomycota, Sordariomycetes, Hypocreales, Hypocreaceae. The coding region runs from base 1 to 924 and encodes 307 amino acids.